Messenger RNA from Austrofundulus limnaeus, 1172 nucleotides. RefSeq lists its product as uncharacterized. The record is from RefSeq and is a predicted model, not a curated record. NCBI's taxonomy places the organism in Eukaryota, Metazoa, Chordata, Actinopteri, Cyprinodontiformes, Rivulidae.
AACGUGUGAAGAGAGCUGUGGCACAGUUUCACACUCUUGAAUCUUACCAUUGGCGCAUAUCAUUGGGUGAAAAAUGGGGUAUAGGAUUGUUUCCACAUUAUGGAGUGACUUUCUUGGCAGAUCACAUUGAUAAUCUUACUUACACCUUACAAGCCUUUGCGAAUGAAACUAUCAAAGGUUUUCAAUUUUUGACGGAUACUCAAAGGAGUCAUAGGUUGACGUUGUUGAAACAUGAUAUGGCUCUUGACUAUAUUUUGGCUAAACAAGGAGGAUUGUGUGUCGCUCUGAAUUUAACAGAAGAUGCUUGUUAUACUUUGAUUCCGGAUAGUUCUGAUAAUCUUACUAGUGUGAUUGAUGCUCUUAAGGUCUUGAGAGAUGCUUUUGGAGCAUCUGAGGAUUCUGGUUGGUCUGCUAUGGCUUGGUUGGAAGGCAGAUUUGGUUCAUUUGGAGCUAUGAUAGUACAAGGAGUAGUAGCUGUAGCAUUGGCUCURUUGGUGAUGGUUUGUUGCUGCACAGUUAUGCUGACGUGUGCGAAAGCCUUGAUUUUGAAAUGGGUUGGUGUUGUGGUGCUGGGAGGUCAAGUUCAGAUGCCAUUGCUUCGCGGUGAUGUGUCAGAUGAGGAGGAGGAGUUUGAAGUACAUCAGGAAAUUCUGGAGAUGUACCCUUAUUAAGUUGUUUGUUUGAAGUUUUUUCUAUAAUUUGAGGGCUCUGUUUGUCAGAAUGAGUGAUUUUAUUUGUGAUAUGAAGUUUUCUCAUGUUUUUUUUUUUGUCUAUGGAGGUUAGACAUAAUGUCUUUUGUUUGAAUUUUCAUUUGUAGGUAAGUGAUUUGGGCUUAGAUAGAUUGAUUUUUGUUUUGUUUUUAUUUUUUGUUUUGUCAUGAUUCCAACAUUUGAGAUUCUGUGUCUUCAUAUUUACAUGAUGUAGAGGUUUUGGUACAAGGGGGGUGGACAAGAGUUAAAGGUUCACACAAUCAGAGAUAAGCUUCAGUGAUUAAACUUGUGGUUAUAAUUUUAAGACACAUGACAUUGAUUUUUGUUUUUAAUUUCCAUACUGAAUGUGACAUUUAUUUUGCACAAGAGAUUGCCGUUUGUUUUUCUGUCAUUCCAGGUGAUGACAUGCGCGUUUUGGUGUUUGAAUGGACUUUGGACACUGGACUUUAAUGCUCAACUCAG